This is a messenger RNA of Stereum hirsutum FP-91666 SS1, 1054 nucleotides long. RefSeq lists its product as uncharacterized. NCBI's taxonomy places the organism in Eukaryota, Fungi, Basidiomycota, Agaricomycetes, Russulales, Stereaceae. The transcript is spliced from 4 exons. The record is from RefSeq and is a predicted model, not a curated record. Bases 94 to 996 code for a protein of 300 amino acids.
GAGUACACAACAUCGCUCAGUACUGCGACUCUGAGUCUGCGACCACCACAUCUCGAGGCUCAUCUGUUUUCAAACUUUGACAUUAUCUCUGCAAUGUCUUCCAAGACAGGUACUGGAGCUCCUUUGACGACGAUCUUGGACCACAUUGUUCAUAUCACACCACCGGGAACGGUGGAAAAGACUGCUGAACAGUUUCGAGAGCUAGGAUUUCAUGUCUCACCAGGAGGAACACACGUUGGUGGUCUCACCGCCAACACACUCGUCAUUCUUCCCGAUGGAAGCUAUAUCGAGCUCAUCUCGUUCACUCAAGAGCCAUCGUACUAUCCUCCAGAGUCUCCCGAGCAUAAAGCCCGACUUGCCCACAACUGGGCCAACAAAGACCACGGUUGGUGUGCUUAUGCCUUUCUCGGUGCUCCUUCCGCUGUCCCCGCCAUCUCAACUAUCAUAAACGAUCGCGCGAAGGCCAGCGGACUCGAGGUUAGAUACGCGAAGGAAGUCAGUGGGGGACGGACGAGAGGAGAUGGUGUGGAGUUGAAGUGGGUUAUUACAUCCCCGCAAGAGUGGGCAAAGAAGGAAGGAGGAACUAAGUUGCCGUUCUUUUGUGGGGAUGUAACGGAUCGCUCGUUGAGAGUUCCGACGGAAACGACCAAUACCACACAUCCAAACACGGCGCAGAGCGUAGCAUACCUCCGUCUCCUCUCCCCUGUAGCUUCCUUCAAAACAUUGUCUCAAGAACUCACAGCCAUUCUCGGCUCGCCUCCAACCACGACCACACCCUCAGAAGUUACCUGGCAGCUUCAUCACCCGUUAAAGUCGUUCGCCACGUCCACUUCCGGCCCUCAACUCAUUCUCACGGCUGCGAAGGACGAGGACGAGGCAGAGCAAGAGUUUGUGAGGACACAUGGGCCUGGAUUGUAUGAGGUUGCAUUUCGGGUGGCAGAUGGGAAGCAGAGGGCGAUUGAAACGCCAUACGGGCGGAUCGCUUGGGUGUCUUAGUAGAUGCUUCGACACCAUGUAUGGUACUCUCACAAAUUAUUCUAUCUAUAUGAUUUGU